AUGGAUAGGCCAAACGAGAAUACCCGAGCGUACAUCUUGGCCAGCCUGAACGAUGUCUUGGCCAAGAAGCGUGAGCCUAUGGUCACUACAUGUGAGAUCAUGAAGUCCCUGAGCAGAAUGUUCAGACAACCGUUCGCGCAACUCAAACAUGACACUCUGAAGUUCAUCUUUAACUCCAAAAUGAAGGAGGGAACCUUUGUUCAUGUUCUGCACAUGAUGGUCCACUUUAAUGUGGCGGAGAUGGAUGGGUCUCGAAUUGAUGUGGUUAGCCAGGUUAGCAUAAUUCUAGAGACGUUGCCAAAAAUCUUCCUCCAUUUUGUUAGCAAUGCUUUUCUAAACAGGGUUGACUACACCCUUACUGUUGGGGUUUGUACCCUAAAGUCUCGUGUCCAGUAG
Molecule: messenger RNA, 396 nt
Organism: Benincasa hispida (wax gourd)
Lineage: Eukaryota; Viridiplantae; Streptophyta; Magnoliopsida; Cucurbitales; Cucurbitaceae
Source: RefSeq, a predicted model, not a curated record